Molecule: messenger RNA, 8457 nt
Organism: Rattus norvegicus (Norway rat)
Lineage: Eukaryota; Metazoa; Chordata; Mammalia; Rodentia; Muridae
Source: RefSeq, a predicted model, not a curated record
UAUUUAAUUGUUGGGAUGUAACAGUAACUACCAGCAGAAAUAAGGCACUCAGAGACUAAAUUAAAUCCCCUUCAUGAUUUUAAAUGGUAAACCUCCUUCCAAUGGUUAUCCUUCAUAUAUUCUUCUACAUAGCUGCAUUCUGAUAUAUUUUCCCCCCUCCACUGUUUAAAAAUAAAUCAAGGUUUCAAUGGUUAGGUGUCAUUAUCUGACUAUAGAGCUACCUCAGAAUAACUCUUUCCUGUUAAUGACAUGGAGCUCAUAGCAGCAGUCUUUCUUCCAGCUGUGAGUUGUACUAAUGCUGUCAACUCUAGUGGAGCUAGCCUAGGGGUAUGAGAAUUAACAAAUACAAGGCUUGAUUUGUAUAGGUUAGAGAAAUAUAUCCUUAUUGCAGAGAACUUUGAAAAGAAAAUUAAUGAGCCAUAGUUCUAACUAUUGGUAUACUUCUAGCCUUUUAAACGUAUUUUAUAAAAUCAGCUGUGAAUUGAGCAGUGGCUUAAGGGUAGAGUGUGUCCUUCAAAGAUAAUCCUGGUUAUAAUGCAGGCAGAUCACCAUCGUUUCCAGUGGUUUAUAGUAGCGAAAAAGGACUCCAGGUAGCUGAGGUAACUAAACAGUGGUUGGCUAGUGCUGAUAGAUAUCUCCUGAAGGGAUUAUGUUGAUAACCUUAAGGCUGAGUCAAGGGUUUGUGUUUUGACCAAAACAGCCCCUGGCCUGGACCAGAAUAGACAAACAGUGAGCUCCAGAUCUUGAGCCCCUAAGUAAGGAAUGUGUCCACUCAUUGUCAGACUAUGGUCAGUCCUUAUCUGAAAACAGAUGACCUGCCAGUAUUGGAGCUGUGACAUAGAACCACAGUUUCUCUUCAGCAACGGGUAGCAGAAUUGGAAAAAAUUAAUGCAGAAUUUUUACGUGCACAGCAGCAGCUUGAGCAAGAAUUUAAUCAAAAGAGAGCAAAAUUUAAGGAGCUGUAUUUGGCUAAAGAGGAGGAUCUGAAGCGGCAAAAUGCAGUAUUGCAAGCUGCGCAGGAUGACUUGGGUCACCUUCGGACACAGCUGUGGGAGGCGCAGGCAGAAAUGGAGAAUAUCAAGGCGAUCGCCACAGUCUCUGAGAACACUAAGCAAGAAGCUAUAGAUGAAGUUAAAAGGCAGUGGAGAGAAGAAGUUGCUUCACUUCAGGCUGUAAUGAAAGAGACUGUGCGUGACUAUGAGCAUCAGUUUCACCUGAGGCUGGAGCAGGAACGAGCGCAGUGGGCACAGUAUCGAGAGUCUGCAGACCGGGAGAUAGCUGACCUAAGAAGAAGGUUGUCUGAAGGUCAAGAGGAAGAAAAUUUAGAAAAUGAAAUGAAAAAGGCCCAAGAGGAUGCCGAGAAGCUUCGCUCUGUCGUGAUGCCCAUGGAGAAGGAAAUUGCAGCCCUGAAAGAUAAACUGACAGAAGCUGAAGACAAGAUUAAAGAGCUGGAGGCCUCAAAGGUUAAGGAACUGAAUCAUUAUCUGGAGGCCGAGAAGUCUUGCAGGACUGAUCUGGAGAUGUAUGUAGCUGUUUUGAACACCCAGAAAUCUGUUCUACAGGAAGAUGCUGAGAAAUUGAGGAAAGAACUGCAUGAAGUUUGCCAUCUCUUGGAGCAAGAGCGACAACAACACAACCAGUUAAAACACACGUGGCAGAAGGCCAACGACCAGUUUUUGGAAUCUCAGCGCUUGCUGAUGAGAGACAUGCAGCGAAUGGAGAUCGUGUUAACUUCAGAACAGCUACGACAAGUUGAAGAACUGAAGAAGAAAGAUCAGGAGGAGGAUGAACAACAAAGGAUCAAUAAGGGAAAAGAUAACAAGAAAAUAGACACUGAAGAAGAAGUAAAAAUACCAGUAGUAUGUGCUUUAACUCAAGAAGAAUCUUCAACCCCACUAUCAAAUGAAGAGGAGCAUUUAGACAGCACCCAUGGGUCAGUCCAUUCCUUAGAUGCAGACUUGCUGUUACCAUCUGGAGAUCCAUUCAGUAAAUCGGACAAUGACAUGUUUAAAGAGGGACUCCGGAGAGCUCAGUCUACAGACAGCUUGGGAACCUCAAGCUCAUUGCAAUCCAAAGCUUUAGGCUAUAACUACAAAGCAAAAUCUGCUGGAAAUUUGGAUGAGUCGGAUUUUGGACCACUGGUUGGAGCAGAUUCUGUGUCUGAGAACUUUGAUACUGUGUCCCUUGGGUCACUGCAGAUGCCAAGUGGAUUUAUGUUAACCAAAGAUCAAGAAAGAGCAAUUAAGGCAAUGACACCUGAACAGGAGGAGACAGCAUCCCUCCUCUCAAGUGUCACACAGGGUAUGGAGAGUGCAUAUGUCUCUCCUAGUGGUUACCUCUUAGUGAGUGAAACGGAAUGGAAUCUCCUGCAGAAAGAGGUACAUAAUGCUGGAAAUAAGCUUGGUAGACGUUGUGAUAUGUGUUCCAAUUAUGAAAAACAGUUACAAGGAAUUCAGAUUCAGGAAGCUGAGACAAGAGACCAGGUGAAAAAACUGCAGUUAAUGCUCAGGCAAGCUAAUGACCAGCUAGAGAAGACAAUGAAAGAGAAACAGGAGCUAGAGGACUUCCUCAGGCAGAGUGCCGAGGACUCAAGCCACCAGAUAUCUGCACUUGUUUUAAGAGCCCAAGCCUCUGAGGUAUUACUUGAAGAGUUACAACAGAGUUUUUCCCAAGCAAAGAGGGAUGUUCAGGAGCAGAUGGCAGUGCUGAUGCAGUCACGUGAACAGGUCUCAGAAGAGCUGGUGAGGUUACAGAAAGACAAUGACAGCCUCCAGGGAAAGCAUAGCUUGCAUGUGUCAUUACAACUAGCAGAAGACUUCAUUCUUCCAGAUACUGUGCAGGUGCUCCGGGAACUGGUUUUAAAAUAUCGUGAGAACAUUGUUCAUGUGCGGACAGCAGCAGACCACAUGGAAGAGAAGCUGAAGGCUGAAAUACUUUUUCUAAAAGAGCAAAUUCAGGCGGAACAGUGUUUAAAAGAAAACCUUGAAGAGACAUUACAGCUGGAAAUUGAAAACUGCAAGGAGGAAAUAGCUUCCAUUUCUAGUCUAAAAGCUGAAUUAGAAAGAAUAAAAGUUGAAAAGGGACAGUUGGAAUCUACAUUAAGAGAGAAGUCGCAACAACUUGAGAGCCUCCAAGAAAUAAAAGUUAAUUUAGAGGAACAGUUAAAGAAGGAAACUGCUGCUAAGGCCACUGUUGAACAGCUCAUGUUUGAAGAGAAGAACAAAGCUCAGAGGUUGCAGACAGAAUUAGAUGUCAGUGAACAAGUCCAGAGAGAUUUUGUAAAACUUUCUCAGACUCUUCAGGUGCAGUUAGAGAGGAUCCGGCAAGCAGACUCCCUGGAGAGGAUCCGGGCAAUUCUGAAUGAUACCAAACUGACAGACAUUAACCAGCUCCCUGAGACAUGACACCCUGAUGGCAGGAUUCUGACCUGCAUUUUGGGUUUUUAACUCAUCUUUAGAAUAACAUUAAUUAUUAUUUAACUCUUAAUGGAAGAAGUCACAGCAAAAGGAGGACUGGAGAAAUGCAGUUCUGGAGGGAGAAGGCUGCUGUGUGCAGGGACAGCCAACAGACGUUUCAAAGGGAACACUAAUGAGACACUGGACUCGAUUCCAACAGGCGUGGGAUCAGAUUGGGUGCCAGAAAAGUGCUGUUUCCUUGCCUGCUUCCUCCAGCGUGGACUCUGGAACAUAAUUCCUGCCAUGAAAGCAACUUCCCAAUAGUGUUUGGAAUUACGUUUUCUGUUCAUACAAACUGGGAGAGAAAAGUUUCUUUCUCCUGUGGUCUGGGGCUCAUCAGUAGCAGUGUUCAGCUAGCAGAGAGGUGUAGUGCGCUGUGUGAGUAUUUUAUAUUAAAAUGUGGAGUGAGAGCAGGCCAUUGGCUAUUGAUUGUGUUUCCCUUGCUCAAUGCAUUUUGUUUCCUUUUUAACCAUUCCUUCUAUUGGAAGACCUUAAAUGCUAUUGUAACUUGCUUGAGAACUAUAGGACCAUGGCAAACAAAAGCAAUUAAAAUUAGGAGAAUCUGAAUCUUUGGCUGAGGCCAAUAUAUAUUAUAUAUAUAUAUCAAUUUAUGGAAAAAAAGCACAAAUAACCUUGGAAGCACUUUGUCUGCACACCAUGAUGAACUUCCUGGGCCCAAAGGUACCAGGGCAAAUAACUGGCACCAUCUACCCUUUCGAAGUGUUUUAGUUACUGGAUCAGUGGAAAAUAAUACUAAUAAAACAAGCUAUCUCUGACAUCUAGUACACAUGUAUAGAUCUGCUUAUUUUCAGCCUGCCUCAGAGGCAUACUAUUUAGAGUGUCACAUACAGAAUGGUGAUGGUUUAUAGAUCUUUGUAUUUUUGUUUUGCAGUUUAGACCUAAGGUGUAAGCAACUGUGCUUACAGUGAGGCUGGGAAACUUACCCAUCUGUUUCCCCCCCCCCCCCCCCCCUUUUCCAAGGGUUGAGAUUCCUUUCCUGUUUGGAGAAGCAGCCAGUGGAAUAGGCUGUUGAGCAGCUUUCUGAAGUGGUGGAGAAAGUAGAAGUGUGCUCAUGUACUAGCUGCAGGCUACCCCGAGAGCAGCCAGUGCACAGCCAACUAUGCUAUUUCACUCAUGCAGUUUGAACAUAAAAAUGUCUUCAAGUAAUUUUUGUGAGUAGUGUUGGCUUACAGCUGGUAAGGAACAUUAUGGGAAUAAGUAAACUAGACUUUUCUGGCUUAACUACCAUCACUUCACAGCAUAAAUGGACUUUGUUAAUGAAUCAUUAUGAAUUUGCCCUCAAGAUCUUUGCUAUUUUCUUUUAAUAAAACAGGUAAGGAAAGUCUACUUAUCCCAUACCAUAGGUUAUUUUUAUAGUCAUGAUUUAUGAAUUUAAAAGUAAACAUGAAUUACAGAAAUAUUGCUAAAACCUUGCCAAUGCAUGGAAACAUUGGCUUAAAGUCCCCUUGUAUACAGUGCUACUUGGUUUAAAAGGAACAUAAUACCCUCAUUGAGUUAAGGGGACUCUAUUAAUUAUAACGUGAUUAAGUUAGAUUUAAGACUAGUCCCUAGGCCCCAAGCUGAUUUGUUUGAAUCACCCUUGGCCACACUGAAUGGAUAAUUCAUAAGCAUAUUGAACCGUGUCUCUCCCUCCAGUGAACUGUUCUGCCGAAAUCAAGUAUCUUACAGAUCUUUUCUCCUGAAGCUGGGGAUUGAACAGUAAAAGCAUCAUGAUUAGGGCACUGUUUACAAGAGUGUGUACUUGUGGCAAAUGUAAACUGGUGGGAUCCACUCAUUUGAGAAACACAUCCCAGAGGAAGAGAAACUGAAAUGCUAGGUUGGAUGAAAUAAACUAAUGCUACGCCACCAGGUAAGAAACAGUUCUUUAAACUUAAGAAAAAGUUUUCUGCAUAGAGAUCUGGUUUAGGAGGUGAAUUCACCGUGAGAGGAAAGGUCAGCCUAGUUUCACACACCUUCCUGUACUGCAUUCAGUCUGUGUAGACCUGUUCUCUUGCAUGUCUGACCUGGCUUAACUCUUAAACUGUAACAUACCUUAUUAUGUGGCUUUUAAAUGGCAGUCACUUUGUCGUUUCUAGACAGGUACCAUACUUAACCUUUCAGAACUCAAAUUGGCAGGUAUGAAAAGAUGACCUAAAGCCAAGGACAAACUGUAUGCAACAGACCACAAUGUUCCUUUUCUUUUAAGGUGCUAGAAUUUGCACCUCCUACCCACCAAGUAGACACAGACAUAGCCAGCCUGAGCUCUGGAAGGAAGUGCUGGUGCCCGUGAGGACGCAGCUGUAGACCGUCAGCUCUGCUCUGAGCAGAGUGCAGGUUAUCGUGCUGACUGUACCGAAGGCAUGCCCCGAACAAAGUGUUCACAUUAAAGGAGCUGCUGCUGAGUGUGUGUGUGGCCUUUUCCUUUGCAUCCCAGGGUUCUGGUUCCCUUCAGAGGCACGGUUUUGGUAUUGCUACUGAAGAUGAAGCUCUUAGCCUUCAUGUAUGGAUGGACCUGGCUGUGCAGCAGGAGCUGAAUUAAAACCAGAAUUAAGGGGCUGGGGAUUUAGCUCGGUGGUAGAGCGCUUGCCUAGGAAGCGCAAGGCCCUGGGUUCGGUCCCCAGCUCCGAAAAAAAACAAACAAACAAAAAAAAACCAGAAUUAAAACCAACCAACCAACCAACCCAUAGACUUUAAAUAAAAGCAAAGUCGAAAUUUUGAAUAAAAAUUUAUUCAAGUAUUAUAAAACAAAAGGAAUAACAAAAGAAUAACCACACCAUAGUUUAUCCAAAUUCGUCUUUAUAAAUUAGAUUAUGCUGCCUGCUUGUUCUGCAGCACGGGCUUGUAAGCCUUCAGCUGUCCUUAACUUCAGGUGGUGUCAGAAGUUGACAUGAUUUCGGAUAUCAUUGAUUUGCUUCACCAUUUCUCGUAUGUGUUCACCCCUGCAAAGUCAUCAAAUGACUCAAUUUAUAAAAAUGAGUAAGAUGACCUCUUAGUACGGAGCUGCAAGGACCCCCACCAUUCUAGAUAGGAUUUCUCUGUGUAGCCCUGGCUGUCCUGGAACUUGCUCUAUAAAUCAGGUUGGCCUCAAACUCAGAGAUCCAUCUGCCUCUGCUUCCCAAAUGCUGGGAUUAAAGGUGUGCAGCACCAUGCCCAGUUGUAAGAAUUCAAACUCUUUAAGUGUUGCAACAGACUUAAGAGUGGCUUUGCUAAUACUAAAUAACCUGAAAAGGUUUCAGGCGGACAGCAGUGGUUUUCUGUGUGGUGUUGGGGACUAAACCCAGGACAUCAGCCACUGAGCUAAAGCACAGCCCCAGGAACACUGCCAGUCAUAACUGGGAUGUACUUUUGAUUAUACAAAAUUAUAGGAGAGCCACUACUUGCCACCCCACCAUAUUCAUCUAAGCCUCUGUCUUUUGUGCCGCCAAUCUGCAAGCAAAUGCCUCGACUCAGAAUUCUUAUCUAGGCAGACAGGCAGCUUUUGGUAUACUGCCAGGGAAAGCCUGCCUCACAACAGUAGCUGAUAGGAAAGCAUCGACUUACUCUUCUUUCAGGAUGGACUGAAUGCACUUUCGCUGGUAGGCACUGAGAGUAAUGGUGGGUUUCUGAGGACUCAGCACUUUUUCCAUCUUUCGCUGUUGAUAAUCUUUUUUCAUAGUAACCUCAAGUAUCAAACAGAACACAUAUAUUUUGAUGGAGUUGCCACACAUUUUUAUAGUAUCUGUUUUACUGUUCACAUUUUACAUAAAACUAUUUCCUGGAUUAGCCAGCCUGCCCCAUUCUUACCUGUUUGAUGGCAUUGCCUAGAUGUCGAAGUUGGUCAGGUAUCAGCUGUAGCUCUUUCUUCAUGUCUCUCUCACUGUCCGAGAGGACUGGGAGCUGAGUGUGAAAACUGUGAAGCACUUUUUUCAUCCUUAAGGAAAGGAAGGAAAUGUGAGUAAAGACUGCUAAUUAUAAGAGAAAGUCUGUAAUUCAAGAAUUUGGUGUGUGAGGAGACAAUAGAGAAGGGGUUGGGGACAGUAUCUUCUUUUAUACUUCAAAGGGUUGAGGAUCCAUUCUACUGUAUAGGUUUACGGACACUACGGUACCCAGGUACUCAUAGCAUCCUUAACCCUGUGCAGGCAGGGAACUGAUGCUUCAUGACCCCUGACCUGUUCAUGAUAUCUUCUUGUUUUUCUUUGGCUUCUUCAUAUUUGUCAGCUAAGCGCUCGGCCAUUUCCCGGAGACUUUUUCUAAAGAAAUGAGAAAUUUUGGGAUCCAUGAUGUGGCACAGCAUCCCGAGUGAGUAGCGUGCACCACUCUGUGUCAGUCCUCUCCUGUCGGGUUUGAUACCCACCUCUCCUCUCGACAGUAAUUGAGAUCUUCUAGUUGCUUCCUCUUCUGGUCACAUAAUAAUUUGACCCUUCAAAAAGAAGCAGUAGUCAAGUUGAAAGGAAAGCCAGGCUUCCACAGACGAUAACUGAGCCAACCCCUAGCAAGGACUAGAGGCUGUUCACCACAGGCAGUACCUCCGCUGAAUCUCCUCCUUGGCCAGGUCCUGCUUGAGGAUGUACUGUUCUCGGAACACCUGGGUGGCCCUGCUGAUCAGCUGAAGACACUCCUCGGGAGGGGGAGCCAAGUCCUUCUCAGAUGACCUUGAAGAACAGUUGGUCAUUUUCGUUAGCCAGGAAAACAACCAAAUAGACAAGUCCUAGACCAGCUGAAGUCCCCUCCCACCGCACCACAGUAAGGACAGAAAUGACCCAAAAGCAAUGAUAAACACUUGGUAGUAAGCACAAAACCCUAAGUUCAAUCCCCAUUUUAACCAAGAAGACCGGUUAGAAGUUGUGUGCCCUAAAUCUCGUACUUGAGAAGUGCCGGGUUGGCGGCGCUGCGCUGCAGGAUUCGUUUAAUAUGCUUCUCAAAGGAGUCUGGGGCUUCCGCCAGGAUGCGCAGUGGAGACUCUGCCACUCCAGCAUCUUCCCGGGUGCAGAGCAGGGGAGGAGAUGCUGGGUGGACUGUACUU